This is a messenger RNA of Morus notabilis, 1149 nucleotides long. Its product is annotated as protein YIPF5 homolog. The record is from RefSeq and is a predicted model, not a curated record. Gene Ontology annotation, biological process: vesicle fusion with Golgi apparatus; endoplasmic reticulum to Golgi vesicle-mediated transport. The coding region runs from base 141 to 899 and encodes 252 amino acids. Gene Ontology annotation, cellular component: trans-Golgi network; membrane. The transcript has a single exon. NCBI's taxonomy places the organism in Eukaryota, Viridiplantae, Streptophyta, Magnoliopsida, Rosales, Moraceae.
CGUACUCAUACGCUUUCCCGGAAAUCUACUGCUGCUGGUUUCCACUUUCUCUCCAUCUCUCGCGGUCCCCAAAUCCAAAACCCUAAUUCGAACUUUCUCCACCCAAAUUCUCGAUCGAAUCCCAAGAAUCUUCCAAUCCGAUGACGAAGGAGUUCGCGGUACCUCCCGUCGUCUUCCCCUCCGGCGGCAAUCCCGGCGCCGCCUCAGGAAACAUCCAGCAGCGCCGCGUCGCGACGGCGCCGUUUCAGCCCUCUACCUCCAGCCUCUCCUUUAUUCCCUUCGACAUCGGCCCCGCCGUCGGAUCCUCCUCAUCCUCCGCCGGAAUCUACGGUGGCGGCCCGAUCGGCGGCGGUCCUGCUCCGGGAAAUGUGAAUUUCGAGGACGAGGAGCCGCUUCUUGACGAGCUAGGUAUUCAUCCAGAUCAAAUCUGGAAGAAGACCAAAUCGGUCCUCAACCCGUUCAGAGUCAACCCGGCCGUCCACAAGGACUCGGACCUUUCCGGCCCGAUUCUCCUCUACAUGGCGCUCUGCCUCUUCCAAUUGCUCGCUGGAAAGAUCCAGUUCGGCGUCAUCCUUGGCUGGAUCGUCGUCUCCUCGAUCUUUCUCUACGUGGUGUUCAACAUGCUCGCCGGCCGCAACGGGAAUCUUGAUCUGCACACGUGUACGAGCGUGGUUGGCUACUGUAUGUUACCGGUGGUGAUCCUAGCGGCGGUGUCGUUGUUCGUGCCUCAGGUCGGUGCCGUGAGGUUCGCCGUCGCCGCGGUGUUCGUUCUCUGGGCGACUAGGGUUUGCACGGGACUCAUGGUUUCGCUCGCCGACGGCGGAGACGAGCACCGAGGGUUGAUAUCGUAUGCGGCUCUCUUGAUUUACACUUUGUUUUCGCUGCUUGUUAUAUUCUAGGGACGUUAAUAUGAUCAGUGAUUUGGGGGUUUUCUUCAAUUUUUUGUUGAAUACUAUCGUAACUGAGGUUAAUCCCUUGUUUAAAAUUUGUUUGUUUGUUUUUUUUUUUUUUUUCAGUUUUUCAAUGAGGGAUUUAAUGGGUGUAAUGACUGAUUGAUGAUCUUCAGGAGUUUAUGAUAAUGUGAUGAGUGAUCCUAUGUAGAAAAUGGGUAUAUUACUCUGUUAAUGAAUGAAUUCAUUCUUUAUAGAA